GCGUUUAAACUGCAUGCAUAGUGCAAAUUUUGGCAUUGGCAAAAGGUUACAGAUUAGACUUACUGGUUUUAUAGAUACAUGUAUAAUAAGUCGUUUGCUAAUGGAAUUACAUAAAUGAUUCAAUUAUCGCUUCUCAUUUUUCAUCAAAUGAGUAAUUCGACGUAUCGGAAAGAUUCUCAAGGCGCGGCACAUUUCACGCAUCACGUCAUUCGAUUCAUUCGAGUACAGCCGCGUCAUCGUGGUGGAUCAGCGUGCUUUGGCGCGCGUCGUAGUGCUGUGAUUGAAGAGAAGCUGGAUUGUGCAUAAAUAUAUCGCAAUCUCGAGAGAGUACGUUGUAUUUUUUUUUUUUGGCACAAAAAUAUGUACGUGAUUGCAAACGUGAAAGUAUUCAAUAAAUCCAGCUUGAACUCGAAGUAACAGACUGACGCGUCUAACGUCCCACCGAUCUCUGCAAUCCCUGCUGAUUGAAUCGACGUUGUGAUUAAAAGGAUUCUGCGGAGAAUAGAAACAUUUCUUCCAGUGCAAGGCGAUGAUACCAUGACCGCUUUCAGGUGUCUCGUGUAUGCAUUCGCCGUAGCGGCAAGCUCGUUCGUGUACGCCUAUGAUGAUGAAUGCAAUAUUCCUCUUUUGGACAGAGCUCAAUUAACAGCAACUACUUAUUUACCAGAAAGAGGUCCACAAAACGCUAGGUUAAAUGGAGAUUCCACGUGGUCACCCGAACUUAGCAGUUACGAUCAACAUCUUACUAUGGAGCUGGGGGACAGAUAUGAGAUACGCAGCAUUGCUACGCGAGGGCGGGCUCAUACUAAUGAAUACGUGACAGAAUAUAUUGUCCAAUAUUCUGAAGAUGGUCAAGCCUGGGCCAAUUAUGAAAGUCAAGAUGGUGUAGAAGAGAUGUUUAAAGGUAAUGUAGACGGAGAUAGCAUAAAGCUUAAUAAGUUUGAGGUUCCUAUUAUCGCACAAUGGGUAAGAAUAAAUCCGACUCGAUGGGAAGACAGGAUAUCGCUGAGAGUAGAACUCUAUGGAUGUGAUUACGUGUCUGAUGUUGUUUCCUUCAAUGGAUCAUCUCUGAUACGUCUGGAUUUACUCAGAGAACCUAUCGAAACUGAUAGACAUUUUAUACGUUUUCGAUUUAAGACAAACAACGCAGAUGGUGUACUAAUGUAUUCUCGGGGUACGCAAGGUGAUUACAUAGCGUUGCAAUUGCGCGACAACAGAAUGUUGCUCAAUAUCGAUCUCGGGUCCGGUAUUAUGACGAGUCUAUCCGUUGGCAGUCUUCUGGAUGACAACAUGUAUCAUGACGUUUUGAUCUCCCGCAAUAGGAAAAAUGUUUCGUUUUCUGUUGAUAGGGUAUUGAUUAAAGGUAGAAUAAAAGGAGAGUUUCAUCGGUUGGAUUUGAAUCGAGAACUCUAUAUCGGUGGUGUGCCCAAUAAGCAAGACGGUCUGGUGGUGAACCAAAAUUUUACCGGUUGCAUAGAGAACUUUUAUUUAAACUCGACGAAUAUAAUUCACGAGCUGAAAGAGGCGGAAGAAGUGGACGAAAAUUUGAAAUAUUAUAAAACUAACACAGUCUACAUUUGUCCAGAACCACCGAUAAUUUCCGUCACAUUCGUAACUCCUGGAUCCUAUGCCAAACUGGCAGGUUACGAGGGUAUGCGUCAGUUUAACGCUUCCCUUGCAUUUCGAACUUACAAAGAAGAUGGAAUAAUUCUCUACCACAUCUUUACCAAUCCGGGUUACGUCAAGAUGUACUUGGAAAAAGGUAAACUAAAGGUCGAGAUACAAACGAGCCAGUAUCCGGUCGCGAUAUUGGAUAACUUUUACGAAACAUUCAACGACGGCAAGUGGCAUCAAGUGAUAUUGACGAUAGCUAAAAAUUCUCUGAUUUUAAAUGUUGACGGACGACCGAUGAUAACAAAACGUUUGCUGGAUAUGAUAACCGGUGCGACUUACUGGGUCGGCGGUAUGACCGGAAAGGACAGCAAUUAUGGCUUUGUUGGCUGCAUGAGAAUGAUAAGUAUCGAUGGCAAUUAUAAAUUACCGACAGAAUGGAAGGAGGAAGAAUAUUGUUGUAAGAAUGAGUUGGUCUUUGACACUUGUCGAAUGACAGAUCGAUGCAAUCCGAAUCCUUGCAAACACGGCGGCGUCUGUCGUCAAACUUCUGAUGAAUUCUCCUGCGAUUGUGCCAAUACUGGAUACGCGGGUGCCGUUUGUCAUACUUCGUUAAAUCCCCUCUCAUGCGAGGCAUAUAAGAACAUGAACGCGGUAAAUCAGCGUGCGGAAAUUCAAAUUGACAUCGACGGUAGCGGGUCCCUGAAACCGUUCCCUGUCACUUGCGUAUACGUCAGCAACGGUCACAUACAGACAAUUUUGCGUCACAGCAAUGAAAAUGAGACUCCUGUCGAUGGAUUUGAAGAACCUGGCAGUUUUAUACAAGAUAUCAAUUACGAUGCUGAUCUCGAUCAGAUAGAGGCUCUAAUAAACCGAUCCAAAAGUUGCAGUCAGAGUAUAAGAUAUAGAUGCAAACAUUCUAAGUUAUUUAACUCUCCAGUUCCACAAGGUGAUUAUUUUAGACCAAAUUCAUGGUGGGUGAGUCGGAAUAAUCAGAAAAUGGAUUACUGGGGCGGCGCGGUACCUGGAUCGCGGAAGUGUGAGUGCGGUAUCCUUGGAAAUUGCGCGGAUCCUACUAAAUGGUGUAACUGCGAUUCCGGUUUGGAAGGAUGGUUUGAAGACGGCGGAUAUAUUAAGGAGAAGGAAUAUCUACCUGUGAAACAAUUGCGUUUUGGUGACACGGGUACGCCACUUGACGAAAAAGAAGGUCGUUAUGAACUAGGUCCGCUUAUUUGCGAGGGCGAUGAUUUGUUCAAGAAUGUAGUCACAUUCCGAAUAGUAGACGCCACCAUCAAUUUACCGACGUUCGAUUUUGGCCAUAGUGGCGAUAUUUAUUUCGAGUUUAAAACCACAAUCGAGGACGCUGUGAUAAUUCACAGCAAAGGACCAACCGAUUACAUUAAAAUUUCCAUAAAUACUGGAAACCAGAUAACUUUCCAGUAUCUGGCUGGAGGAGGGCCACUUAGUGUAAGCAUGCAAACAUCCUACAACUUGGCGGAUAAUGAAUGGCAUUCCGUGUCGGUAGAAAGAAAUCGUAAAGCAGCUCGAAUCGUCAUCGACGGCGCAUUGAAAAGCGAGAUGCCAGAACCUCCAGGUCCUGUACGAGCGCUUCUUCUCACCUCGAGUUUUGUGGUGGGUGCUACAACUGAUUACAGGGACGGAUUUGUCGGUUGCAUAAGAGCAUUACUUCUCAACGGCCAGUUGCAAGAUCUGAGAAGUUACGCGCAGCGUGGAUUAUACGGUGUUACGGAAGGUUGUGUUGGUAGAUGCGAGAGCAAUCCUUGUCUCAAUAACGGCACGUGCCAUGAAAGAUAUGAUGGAUACUGGUGCGAUUGUCGCUGGACCGCGUUUAAAGGACCGAUUUGCGCGGACGAAAUCGGCGUUAACAUGCGACCCAGUUCGAUGAUAAAAUACGAUUUUAUGGGCAGCUGGCGUUCCACCAUCGCUGAGAAAAUACGCGUUGGUUUCACGACGACGAAUCCGAAAGGAUUUUUACUCGGCUUGUUUUCCAACAUUUCGGGAGAAUAUAUGACUAUAAUGGUUUCAAACAGUGGUCAUCUGCGUGUGGUAUUUGAUUUCGGUUUCGAACGGCAGGAAGUCAUAUUCCCGCAAAAGCAUUUCGGUUUGGGACAGUAUCACGAUAUCAGAAUCGGUAGAAAAAAUUCAGGUGCCACUUUGGUGAUGCAGAUCGAUAAUUACGAACCCAUGGAGUUCCAUUUCAACAUAAAAGCUUCCGCGGACGCGCAAUUCAACAAUAUCCAAUAUAUGUAUAUAGGCAGAAACGAAUCCAUGACGGAAGGAUUUUCUGGUUGCAUAUCGAGAGUUGAAUUCGACGAUAUAUAUCCGUUGAAGUUGCUGUUCCAAGAGAACGGACCUGGCAAUGUGCGCUCGCUCGGUACUCCUUUGACCGAAGACUUUUGCGGGGUCGAGCCCAUCACGCAUCCUCCGAAUAUUGUGGAGACGCGACCGCCACCGCAAGUGGACGAGGAAAAAGUGAGAGCUGCGUACAACGAGACCGACACGGCCGUUCUCGGCAGCGUAUUAGCGGUGAUCCUGAUCGCUCUUGUAAUCAUGGCGAUUCUUAUAGGCAGAUACAUGUCUAGACAUAAAGGCGAGUACUUGACGCAAGAGGACAAAGGUGCCGAGAUUGCCUUAGAUCCGGAUUCGGCAGUUGUAAAUUCUGCUACUGGCCAUCAAGUCCAGAAAAGAAAAGAAUGGUACAUCUAAAAACAUUUAGAGCAUUUAUAUAUGUAAGCGCUGUGUAACGCAAGUACACAUAAUCUAAAAAGAAAAUUAUUACAUAAACAUCUUUAUAUAAAAGUGUAAAAUAACUUUUUGCUCUGUUUUUAAUUAUUUUCUUUUUUCAUAUGAUGUCUUACGCCAAAAAUAUUAUUUUCAAGUUUGAAAUCACUUUUCGAGACUGUUCUAUAGUUUUAAAACAAACGUGUCCUUCGCAUUUCUUAUAACUGCCGAAUCUCGUAAAUUUUUUAUAAACUGAUUAUGUCGGAAAUGUACGAAGUUAUGUUUAUUAUAAUAAUAAGAAAAGAGAUCUGAAGUAAUUCUAACAUGUCACUGGAGUGUGUGCAUUUCACGUUCCAUUUUGUAUAAGUGUUUUUUUUUUUUUUUAUUGGAUUUAAAGUUUUUUUUAUGUACUAUAAACAGAUUUUUAUGUACAAAACUGUCUCUGUCACAGGUAAAUUACUUAUUAUGUUUAUUCCGUCUUCAUUUUUUUUUUUUUUUUUUUUUUUAUGUAAUUUAUAGUAUUAGUUGUAAUGUAUACCGUCCAAAGUGCGUUUUACGUCUUUUAAGAUUUAUUUUUACUUUCAUUUGUUUGAUUAUAUGUUUUACAGAUGUUUACCUUUUUUUUUUACACAUUGUAGAUUUGUAAAAUCACCGUAGUAAUUUAAUAUUAACAUGUAACAUUAGGAGUAACGUAAUUUGUAAUAAUAAUAACAAAAAAUGAUAAUAAUGAUAAUUAUAAAUUAAUAUAAUAAUGAUAAUGAUAAUUAUAUAUUAAGCAUAUAACACACGAUAAAAGUGUACAUAAGUCAUUUUUAUAUCGAUUAGCACAUUCGUUACUUUUUGUAGUAAUAAAUCUGGUAUUAAAAUCAAUAUCAUGUACAACGAUCUCCGAAAAGCACCGAAAAAAAAAAAAAAAACCAUUUAUAGAUACAUUUCACGUGUUUACACAAACAAGAUCUAAAAACAAUACUCAAAAAAAAGAAGGAGAAUAAUAAUCAAGAUUGUUCUACAAAUAAAGGACACAAAUGAAAUAAAUAAAUCAUGUACAAUAUUUUA
Molecule: messenger RNA, 5409 nt
Organism: Pseudomyrmex gracilis
Lineage: Eukaryota; Metazoa; Arthropoda; Insecta; Hymenoptera; Formicidae
Gene: Nrx-IV
Product: neurexin-4
Exons: 11
Coding region: 538-4338 (1266 amino acids)
Source: RefSeq, a predicted model, not a curated record